AAGAGGAGCGCCAGCGAGGAACAAAGAGGGUGGCGGAUGAGGAAAGGGGCGGGGAUUCGGUCCCGGGGAUGGUGGGCGGGGCCUGCCUGCUGCCUCGGGAGAAGCGGAGCGGACUAGCCGGGAACCGGAGCCAUGGCGGAAGCGGCGGCCGAGAAAGCAUAUUAUCGGUUCCUGGUGCUUUUCUUCAACUGUCUCUUGACCUUUGGCUCCUACUUCUGUUUUGAUAUUCCCAGUGUCUUGCAAGAACAGUUUCAAGGGAAUCUAACCUGCCCCAACGGAACUCAACAGAAUGGCACAGAACAUAACGCAACAGCUGAUUGUGUGGAAGGGCUUGGAAUGACUCCUGAAGAAUACAACCUUCUCUAUGCCAUCUAUGCCUGGACUAAUGCGCUGGUGGUGAUUGUGGCUGGCUUCUUGAUUGACAAACUGGGAAACCGCUUUGGUGUCUUUCUCUUCUCUUUCCUCACUGUCUUGGGAUCAUCUGUUUUUGCGCUGGGCUCUCACCUGAAAGGAACUCCGUAUCUCUUGCCUCUGAUGCUAACUGGCAGAUUGCUUUUUGGUUCUGGAAAUGGAUCGCUCACAAUUGUGCAGAACCGCAUCACCGCCUUUUGGUUCAAAGGCAAAGAGCUGGCGCUCGCCUUCGGGUUGACUCUCUCUUUCUCCCGUCUCGGGAGUGUCCUCAACUUCUUUUUCACCCAGCGGUUUGAAAGCCAUUUUGGAAUCCAGUGGACCCUUUGGGGAGGAGCCCUGUUAUGCGUAUUGGGCUUUAUUUCAGCCAUCACUGUCAGCGUGCUGGACAAAGUGGGUACGAAGCAGCUUGGCUUAGAUGGAGUUCUCCAACAAGAGUCCAAGAAAGUGAGAAUUCAAGAUAUCCGCCACUUACCCCUUCGCUACUGGCUCUUGGUCCUUACUAUAAUGUUCUUCUACAAUGGGAUCUUCCCCUUUGUGGCCGAUGCAAGUAAGUUUAUCCAAGAUAAGUAUCCUGGCUACAGUCAACAGGCAGCUGCAUAUAUAGCUGGAGCAGUUUACGACAGCUCUCUUGUUCUCUCGGCGGCUGUUGGCAUAUUGAUCGAUUACAUUGGGCUGAGAGGUGUGUUUGCUGUUGGUUGUGCGGUGCUAACAUUGCCCGUAUUUGCUCUCUUGGCCUUCACCUUCGUUCCCCCACUUGUCUCCACCAUCUGGCUAGGAAUCACCUACUCCUUUGCAGCCGCCAGCAUGUGGCCUUCAAUUCCACUCGUGGUUCCUCAAGCAACAGUGGGAACAGCGAUGGGGCUUGCGACAUCCGUACAAAUGAUUGGCAUCGGACUCUCCAAUGUGAUCGUGGGACAUAUCUUGGGAACAAAGUCCAGUGAACUGAAGAUCCCCUUAUGGCGCUGGCAACAGAUGAUGGUCUUCAUGCUGGCCAACACCAUUGCUUGCAUUGGGAGCUCUGUCUGCCUUAACAUAGUAGAUAAGAAGCAGGGUGGCACGUUGAACCGCUCAACAAAACGCUCGCCAACCGAGGCAGUGGCCCAGCCACCUGUUGACACAGCUCCCCUUCUCAAUGAGGCAGAAGGAGACCGAUCCAUCAAUUAAAGAAGAGGCCUUCAGGACAUGGAGUAUAACACAAAUGAGCCUUGGGGAGGGGUGUCUCAUUCUUCAGCAGUGUGUCCCCCCCUUUUUCUUUCUUUUUGGGGUUUAAUAAGGGAAUUUAAAGAACGGGCCAUAAAUCCGGUAUAUAGGAAUAGCUGCUUUUUAAGUAGCUGCUAGGUGCUAUAUAUUAACCAAAAAUCUUAACACUAUAAUUAAUUCUACAGCUGCUGUGAGUGCCGAGAUCUUUUAAUGCCGAUUUUGAGUUAUUUAGUCAUUCUUUUAGUCUUCUUUAUUGCAGGAAAUUUUCUGCUGAAGAGAUUGAAAUAAUUCUUGUGUAGAUCUUAACUGGAUGAAAGGCGGGAAUGUAUAUUACUCGCUGCAAGCAAUUGUAUAUACAAAUCUUGCACUCAUUUUUUUUUAAAAAAAGUUUCCUCUUGCCCUGGUAAAGGCUAAUAAUGGAUUUUGUGCUCCAACGUCCUCGUAGCAUCCACCACAGCAGUAUUAUCAAUUUCCAUGAAAAUGCUUUAUAAUUUUCCUUUUCCAAAAUCAUGAGGUUUUAAGUCAAGGUUUGCCUUUCUCACACAUCUGUUUCAGUUAUAUUGGUUUCUUUUUGAAAUCUGUUCUGACGGUAUUGAAAAUCCUAAUACAAUCUAGCCAGGAACUGAGGUGUUAUAGUACAGUCCCAGAUAACUUCACUUUCCGUUUCCCCUUUCUUGACUACUUCUUAAGGAGGCUUCCAGUAGCUCCAUCUUGACCAUUUGGAAAUAUAAAGUCUAAUGUGAAUGAUUAUUGAUUGGACUGCAUAUGGAUAUUGAAUAUUCUGUAUCUCUUUA
Molecule: messenger RNA, 2405 nt
Organism: Crotalus tigris (Tiger rattlesnake)
Lineage: Eukaryota; Metazoa; Chordata; Lepidosauria; Squamata; Viperidae
Product: major facilitator superfamily domain-containing protein 1-like
Exons: 13
Coding region: 133-1575 (480 amino acids)
Biological process (GO): transmembrane transport
Molecular function (GO): transmembrane transporter activity
Source: RefSeq, a predicted model, not a curated record